AUUUUAUUCAGAUCGCGUCAUCGCGUUCAUUCGUUACAUCAUACUCUAUGUAUGUGUUCUUCCGUACUGUUGCUCAUUUUAUUCAGAAUUCAGAUCGCGUCAUCGCGUCAUCGCGUCCACGUACACGUCGUGUUCGUACUCGUUUCGCUGUCGUCAGUUUUUCUUCAUCUCAUUUAUUCGCUGUCGCUGUCGCAGAGAUCGAUGCACGUCUGUCCCGCUCCCGCAGUAGUCGCGUUGUCGGACAAACGGAAUACCGUAGGGCGGUCGGGAGUACCGGUUCGAUGUUCCCAGAUGAGGGAAGAUUUCUUCUUGUACUUUCUGACGCACUUCGACUGUUGGAAAUUCUUGAAUGUCGUGAGGUUCGCGAACCCGCGUUCCUCCAUGCGGUCGUAAAUCUCCUUGAGUGUCAUCCACCUCCCCCGAUUCUCCGUCAGGAUCGCUUCGAGCUCGUCAUUCAACGUCGUCACAGCCUCCCAACGUUUCUCCGCAUUUUUCUUCCCGCGCGCGACGUUUUGCGCCCGCUGGCGCUCCAGCUUGGCACGGUCGGGCUCCGUCAGCGUGUCCGCCUCAGAGAGCCGCUUGUACUCCGCGGCCUUAGCCUUCCCGCCUUUCUUCCCGCCGCGGCUGCGCGCGUCCCGCACGCGCUCAAGCUUGGCACGGUCGGGCUCCGUCAGCGUGUCCGCCUCAGAGAGCCGCUUGUACUCCGCGCCGGCAGUCGCACCUCCGCGUGCGCACGACGCGCGCAGGUACGCGAGGUCGGCGGCGGCCUCCUCGGUGAUCGUCUCCGCCGCCUCCGCCUCCGCGAGAUACUUCCACCGCGCGGCGGUAGUCGCACCUCCGCGUGCCGAUCCGCGUGCCGCGCACGCGCGCAGGUACGCGAGGUAGUCCCUGUCUUUCAUCCCGAUAGUCCCCGCCUCCUCAUCCGCCAAGAGCUGCCGCCACUUCUCGCGGGUCAUCUGACCACCGAGGUGGCAGCACGCGAGCAGGUACGUGAGCUCCUCCGCGUCUUCGUCGCUGAUCGUGCCGUUCUCCGCCUCCUCCUGCAGCCGCCGCCACUUCUCGCGGGUCAUCUGACCACCGAGGUGGCAGCACGCGAGCAGGUACGUGAGCUCCUCCGCGUCUUCGUCGCUGAUAGUGCCGUUCUCCGCCUCCUCCUGCAGCCGCCGCCACUUCUCGCGGGUCAUCUGACCACCGAGGUGGCAGCACACGAGCAGGUACGUGAGCUCCUCCGCGUCUUCGUCGCUGAUCGUGCCGUUCUCCGCCUCCUCCUGCAGCCGCCGCCACUUCUCCUUCGUGGUUCGCCCUCCCCGUGCCGCGCACGCGCGCAGGUACGCGAGGUAGUCCCUGUCUUUCAUCCCGAUAGUCCCCGCCUCCUCAUCCGCCAAGAGCUGCCGCCACUUCUCGCGGGUCAUCUGACCACCGAGGUGGCAGCACGCGAGCAGGUACGUGAGC
Messenger RNA from Micromonas pusilla CCMP1545, 1452 nucleotides. RefSeq lists its product as uncharacterized. The annotation marks the transcript as partial. The transcript has a single exon. The record is from RefSeq and is a predicted model, not a curated record. Lineage: Eukaryota; Viridiplantae; Chlorophyta; Mamiellophyceae; Mamiellales; Mamiellaceae.